Bolinopsis microptera is the source of this 3240-nucleotide messenger RNA. RefSeq names its product villin-1-like. The coding region runs from base 330 to 2591 and encodes 753 amino acids. Gene Ontology annotation, cellular component: cytoplasm; actin cytoskeleton. The transcript has 21 exons. Gene Ontology annotation, biological process: actin polymerization or depolymerization; cytoskeleton organization; barbed-end actin filament capping. The record is from RefSeq and is a predicted model, not a curated record. Gene Ontology annotation, molecular function: actin filament binding; phosphatidylinositol-4,5-bisphosphate binding. Lineage: Eukaryota; Metazoa; Ctenophora; Tentaculata; Lobata; Bolinopsidae.
GGAAGGAAGAAUCAAGAUGCCUGUUGUACAAGAUCCAGUUCUUCGAGAAGCCGGAAUAAAGGCUGGUAUCAUGAUUUGGAGAGUAGAGAACUUACAGCUAGCCCCAGCUCAGCAGGAAGCCUAUGGUGGUGUAUUUUACAAAGGGGAUUCCUACCUCAUUUUAAAGACUGUCAAGCAGCCUCGCACAAAGUACGACAUACACUUCUGGCUUGGAUCACAAACUUCUAAUGUUCGCCUCAGAAUAUCUACAAAAUCGUUGUUCUAACACCUUCUAAAAUAUCUGGGAUGAGGCAGGUAUAGCAGCUAUCAAAGCAGUAGAGUUGGACGACAUGUUAGGAGGAGCUCCUGUUCAACAUAGGGAGGUUCAGGGCAACGAGUCCGCUAACUUCCGCGCUUAUUUCAAAACUCUCAGGUACAAAGACGGUGGAGUUGGGUCCGGCUUCAAGAAAGUGACGGACGUCUUCAAAAACAGACUUUACCAGGUAAAAGGAAGGCGCAGAGUCCGAGUUACGGAGGUGCCCUGUUUGAUAGAUAGUGUUAACAGUGGCGAUGUCUUUAUCCUGGACACUAAACAGAUUGUAUAUCUCUUUUACGGAAGCGAGAGCAACAAGAUUGAGAGACAGAAGGGAAUUGAAGUAGCUAACCAAAUAAGGGACGUGGAACACCAGGGAACAUCACAAGUCUUUGUUCUGGAUCAGAACGAUAAGACGGUGCUUAGAGCAGAAGGCAGGAAGUUCUUCACAGUGCUGGGAGCGAACCCUGAGUACAUAAACCACAUAAAGUCAGCCACUGAGGGGGGACAAGACUCUCUGGUUGCUCAGAGCACCUUUAUGAACCUCAUCAGAGUAUCCGACGCAAGUGGGAGGAUGCUGAUGGAGCUAGCUGGCAGAGCCCCCCUAAAUCAGGACAUGUUAGUGGAUCAGGACAGCUAUAUCCUGGACCAUGGUGGCAACAAGAUCUUCGUGUGGCACGGCAAGGGCAGCACUCGGGAGGAGAGGAAAUCUAGCAUGAUCUACGCCUCGGAGUACAUGAUAGAGAAAGGUUACCCAGCAGACACCAUGGUGACAUCUUGUUACCAGUACGCUGAACCAGUCGAGUUUAGACAGUGUUUCCUAGGUAUUUGGAAGGAGAGAGUAUUUGCCAACCAUGAGACUGGACCUGAAAAGAGACGAGCAGCACCGACAGUCACAGUGAACAGCCUCCACAAGAGGAGAGAGAGAAGUGAGGCUAAACGCAUGUUUGAUGAUGGUACUGGAGAGAAACAGGUUUGGAGAAUUGAGAAAAUGAAGCCAGUAGCUGUCCCCGCUGGCAAGAUAGGACAAUUUUACUCGGGAGAUUGUUACAUCGUGUUUUACAGUUACCGUGAGAAUGCUGGGCACGGCAAAGAAGUCCAGAUCGUGUAUUACUGGAUUGGAGCUCACAGUACGCCCGACGAACGUGGAGCGGCAGCUGCCUUUGCUGUAGAACUGGACGACAAACACGGUGGAAAACCAAUACAGAUGAGGAUAGUUCAGGGAAAAGAACCCCCACACUUCAUGCUCAUCUUCAAGGGAACCCUCAUUAUUAGACAAGGAGGCAACAAAUCUGCCUUCACUCAUGUUAAGAAGCGAGAACAUGUAGAAAAUGGAGAGAACGGAGAAAAUGGUGUGAACGGUUCAGCAACGGAAGAACCAAUGGAGGAAGAUUUGGCAGCAGAGCAGGAUGAGAGUACUAGUAACCUGUUCCACGUUAAAGGUAGCACUGAGGACUGCUGCAAGGGAAUUGAGGUAGUCCCUAAAGCCAGCAUGCUGAACAGUAACGACGUAUUUGUGCUGUCGUACGACAUCACCACCUACGUGUGGUACGGUAAGGGAUGUAGUUCUAUGGAGAUGAAAGUUGGUGACUACAUCGCUACAACCAUUGUUAACAAAAGUGCUCCAAUGCUAGGGAUACACGAAGGAGCCGAGCCUGCCCAGUUUUGGACGCUGCUAGGAGGUAAAGAGGAAUACGCUGACUCGGUUACCUUGGCAACCGCAGAGCCCAUCUAUCCGGCCCGACUGUUCCAUGUCAGUAAUGCUAAGGGUUACAUCGCUAUCGAGGAGAUUGCGGACUUUGCACAAGAGGAUCUGAUCGAGGAGGACGUGAUAAUCCUGGAUUGCAGUGACGAGGUGUUCGUGUGGAUCGGAGCAGGUGCCAACGAGGACGAGAGAUCGCACGGACUGGAGCUGGCUACAGAAUACAUCACCAGCGACCCCACCGGUAGAGAUCCUGAUGCUGUCACUAUCUACCAGAUCCGACAGGGACACGAACCUCCAAACUUCCGGGCCCACUUUGCGGGCUGGGACUUCCGGUUCCGGACAUCCAAGAUCAAAAUCUCCGCCGAGGACGGUGUAACUCUAGCAAGUGACGCUCUAGCUCAACUAGAGAGAGAUAACUAUCCGUAUUCUGAGCUGAUUGAUGGAAAAUGUCCCGUCGGAGUUGACCCUUGCUCAAAAGAGAAUUAUUUGGGAGAUGAGGAGUUUAUGAUGUUGUUCGGGAUGGACCGUGCUAAGUUCCUAGACCUUCCUAAAUGGAAGAAACUGAGUCUAAAAAAGGAGAAGAAACUAUUCUAAGGGCGACAUGUCAAGAUCUUACAGAUCCAACGAAGGAGUCUUCAAGUGUUAUAGGGAUGUAUUGCGAUAUUUGCUGAGAUGUAAAGUGCAAUUAUAUUUUUAGGAAUAGGUAUCUAGAUUGUACAGUGACUGUGAAGAUAAGACAUUUACGAUAGCAUUGAUUAUUCUUGUUCAGCUUUCUUUUAGGAAUAUAAUUCAAAUUUCUGCUUGGCCGUUCUUUAUCUAAUGCUUGAAAAUAGUGAUUAGUAUUAAAUUAUUCACUUAAUUUUGAUUUAUUCUACGAUGUAUGAUAUGUUUUGUUGUUGGAAAUUUUCUUGGAUUCAUGUGUUAUGUGUGUAAAUUUGAUAUAUCUAUUUGUUUGUAAAUUUUUAUCUUUGGUUGUGAAAUUCGUUUGCAUGCAUUUAAUUUACAGUUUAGAUCAUUAUUCGCUCAAGUUUUUGACCGGAUGAUAUUUAUUUUCAUUUUACGUUUGAGUCAGUCCUUCAAUUCUGUGUUAUUUUUAGCCAGUUUUAUCUCAGAAUUAUUUAUGUUAUUGUUUUAGGAGCUUUUAACUCUGCUGUUUGGAUAACUGACGUGUAUAAUUCUUCUGAAAAUUCAAUAUUUAUUCAAUUUGUCUCUCCAUUUGUUAUUUACUAAAGUUAACCCGCGU